This is a messenger RNA of Trypanosoma cruzi, 2679 nucleotides long. RefSeq lists its product as uncharacterized. Gene Ontology annotation, biological process: maturation of SSU-rRNA. NCBI's taxonomy places the organism in Eukaryota, Euglenozoa, Kinetoplastea, Trypanosomatida, Trypanosomatidae. Gene Ontology annotation, cellular component: Noc4p-Nop14p complex; nucleolus; small-subunit processome. The record is from RefSeq and is a predicted model, not a curated record. Bases 1 to 2679 code for a protein of 892 amino acids. The transcript has a single exon.
AUGCGCCGGACAGCAUCGCAUGCGAAAAUUGUGCAGCGGCAUGAACGUCGAAAGGCUUCUCGUGAGGCAAAGGCAUCGGCAGCGCGCUUCAGCUCCAAGCAAAGCCGGUUUCAACUACGCCAGGAGGAGAUUAAUGUGCAGGAGGCACUACAGCCUGUGACAUCAUCGUUGCUGCCAGCGAGCAGUACUAAUACCAAUGAUAUCGCUACUAGAAUGACGAAUAUUCCAUCGUCAGUGACUCUUAGUCGCUUUGAGCGGCCGCCCGCUGCUGGGAACAAUUCGGCAGGUGGGGAAUCAGGGAGACGUCUGGCCACAACGGCGACGGCGACAUUUGGUCUUGCGUCCUCACGGCGCAUUGGGAUGCAUGCGGCAGACUCCCGCAGUACGCGUCGUGCGGAGAAAUUUCGUCUCGAUGACAAUGGCCGGUCCUCUGUGUCACAGUCACUUGGUGCAGGACUGCUCGGGGCCACCCGCCGCACGAGGGACGACGAUGACGGCGGUGAUCUGAAUAAAGACGGCAGGAAUGAUAGCGGUGAACCGCAGCGGAAGAAGACACGUGAGGAGCGAUUUCGGGAGGUGCUUGCCAACAGCAAAGAGCACCGUGCACAGGCACAGCGUGAUCGUGAGGAGCGCGCGCAGCGAACGACUGCCCUUGAUGCGGAGUUCAAUGGUGUGAUGCACUUACUGGAGCGGAGGGACAAGGCACAGGAAGAGCGCGAGGCCUUUGCACGCAUUGGAACACCACAGGUGCGAGCAUUGCUUCAGUCUUUUCGAGAGAACCACGUAGCGAAGACGGUCUCGCUGAGAAGUGAUGGCAGUUUUACCAUUGCGCCGCUCGUUGGCAAUAACAAUAAAACUAGAGUGAAGACUGGUGCGCCUUCCCUGGACGAGGCGAGUAUGGCACUGCUGAAAAAGAUACGCGAGGAGGCGGAUGAGCAGGAUGUAAUCACAAACUCGGCACUUUCCUCGCACACUCUGCAGAAGAAAGAGCCCAAAGUGAAGGGGGAUUCACUCGUUAGGAAGAGCAGCGGCGUUGAAGAUGGUGAAGAGGAUAAGGAUGAUUUUGAUCGCAUUAUGCUUUCUAUGCAGCGUGAAACGAGGCGCGCAGUUGCUGGUGAGCGUACACGGACAGAAGAGGAGGAACAGGCACAACUUGAUCAGCAGGCAUUGCUUGAGAGAGACCGUGGUGCCGUGCCACUUCUCGCGCAAGAAGAAACACAAUUGACACGUGCGGAGUGGCUAAGCCGGGGUGGGGAUCGCGCGUACCAAAUGCAGGACGAGGAUGACAAUGAUGACUAUGGCGGUGAGGUGGAGGACUCUCUUGACAUUUCCUCUGUGUGCGAUAGCGACGAGGUGGCGUUGCUGGAUGGGGCGAUGGGGGUGAAUGACGAUGCUGAUGAUGUCACGGCAGCUGAUGCGGAUGGCAGGGCUGCUGACGUUGCCACAGGGACAAGGACACGUCUGGAGGAGUUGUUGUCUGCAAUUGAGGCGUUUGGUCGUGAGGCAGACGGGACACGUGCCUCGCGAGCUGAAAGAACUCGCAAAUACUAUGCGCUGCUGCGGAGUCUUUACCAGUACGCUCGCGAUCACGUUUUGCACACCGCACAAACAUUUCGCCUUCUCCUUAUUGAGGCUCAGCGCAGUUUCCUGCAACACGGCUCACUGGACCGGGCUACGCUUUUACUCCUGCACUCCGCCUCCCGCAUAUUCCCCAUGACAGAUUAUCGUCACGAGGUGUCAACACCGUUUCUCCUCUUUCUUUGUUCAGCAUUGUUGCAGAUGCGACUGAAAACGUUCGCACAAGUCCGGGAGUAUACGGUACUCGCCGGUCUGUUGUGUGAAAGUGUACUGGCCGGUGGUAAAUUUUGCGCGGAGUCCAUCAUUGCCCCGCUCAACCUCAUCGCCUUGCAGGUACCGAGGUCGGUUUUGGAGCCCGUGCGUCUGCAAGGUGUCUGCGUGCCAUUUCCAGUUGUGGAACGCGGCGGGGCAGAAGAUGUUCUCCUGCACACCAACACGGAUACCCCGAGCGACGCGGAAGAAGCGCCGCUGCAGGCGACCUUUGCUUUACUAGAGACGGAAGUGAACAGUACACAUGUGGUGCGUUACGCUUAUCGCCUACUUUCGCUAAUGGCAGAUUCCCUCCGUGGAGUACCGGCCCUUUCGUAUUGUCUGAAGGAGCCAUUUCUCGCCCUACACGAGAAACUCAUUGCGACCGACGUGUGGCAACCGUCUGCGUCUGUACGAGGCGACCACGAUGCCCUCCUUGCGAAGUUGACGCAACUAGCCAAUGACGCACGUGAUCGUCGCACACCGCUUGCGAUGCGUUCCUUCCGCCCACGCCCCAUUCGUCAGUUUGAGCCAUUGCUGCAGGAGGGAACGACAACGGCGCUGAAGAAUGAAGUGCGGGCGAUGAAGCGGGAGAUGCGGGAGGACCACAAGCGCGUCGUGCGUCACUUGCAGGCAGAGGCAAAUGUCGAGCGGCGGCAGCGCGAACGGGCAGCGGAGGCGGAGGAGUCGCAGCGCACGCAGAAGUACCGCGAGCUCAUGGGGUCAUUGCAGGCGCAGCAGCAUGUCAUGAAGACCGUUGAUGGAUUACUCGAUAAGGCGCGGUCGAAGAAGCGAAAGAGCCUCACCGGUCGCGCCGGUGGAGACGCAGCGGACGGCAAUGCGGAAAACUGA